This is a messenger RNA of Cetraspora pellucida, 600 nucleotides long. The record is from the annotation of a GenBank genome assembly. Lineage: Eukaryota; Fungi; Glomeromycota; Glomeromycetes; Diversisporales; Gigasporaceae.
AUGAAGAAAUAUAUUGAGAAAAAUAUUCGUAAAUGCAAAAUAGCCAAGGCAAAUGGGGAUGAGUUUGGAGUUGUGUAUUAUAAGCUAAAAAAUAAUGCAAUCUUUAGCAAGCAGAUGGAAAAUGUUUGUAAACAUAUGAGAGUAGAAUUACUCCGAAGAAAUAAGGAUAAAAAAAUCAGAUGCCUAGCAAGUUCACUAUUAUAUGUAGGCUUUAAAGCAUUUGAAGAGGAUAUUAUAGCAGUUCACAUAUUAAAAAGCAUAGUAACUCUAAACAAACCAAUCUAUGUAGAGCAGGCAAUUCUCGAUAUUAGCAAGACCAUGAUGUUUAACUUUUGGUACAAUGACAUCUAUAAAGAUCAAGCAGAGAGGCCAGACAUUUUUGAUCUUAACUAUUUAGACGAUUUAUUUCUAAUGAAGAAUAAGACAAAGGGCAUACUUAUAAGAGAAACAGUAUGUUUAAAGCCAAAGAUAUACUCAGUUCUUCCAGCGGGACAUGAUCCUAAAACUCCUGAUAACCCAGAUUCUAAAGACCCUAAAAAGAAGCAUAGUAUCCAAAAGGCAAAGAGUAUAAAGAAAAGUGUGAUCAAAAGAGAGCUUUGA